Papilio polytes (common Mormon) is the source of this 1115-nucleotide messenger RNA. RefSeq names its product harmonin. Gene Ontology annotation, biological process: rhabdomere development. Gene Ontology annotation, cellular component: plasma membrane; cilium; stereocilium tip. The transcript has 8 exons. The record is from RefSeq and is a predicted model, not a curated record. Lineage: Eukaryota; Metazoa; Arthropoda; Insecta; Lepidoptera; Papilionidae. The coding region runs from base 327 to 1115 and encodes 262 amino acids. Gene Ontology annotation, molecular function: protein binding.
UCUAUUUUAUUUUAGCAUUCGCGUCGGUCCGUCGCCCGCGGCGGACGUGUGUCGCGCUUUCUGUUUAUUCCACCCGCUAUCGUCACUGCCGCCAUAAUCCAACCGUGAAUUUGUUUUUGGUACCGUAAUAUUGUCGUUCACAUCGGUGUUAGUUUAUGACUACAUACCCGACAGAAGUGUAACAGUGUUAUUAAAUACGUUCAAUGCUUCCGUUCGAGUGAAAUGACAUUUUGAUCAACAACGAUAUAAUGUUCAGUUACUCAAAUUUUAAUGUUGGUGAAAUACAACACUAACUUAGUCGGUGAAUUGGACUGAAAAGCUGCACGAUGUAUUCGACGUCCACGGCGUCGACAACCACGUCGGGUUCACGCGGCGAGCCUGCGGUUGGCCCGGUGGAACGGCGCGUGCGCGUCGUGCGCUUGCUGCGGCCGCGCCGCGCCGCACCCGCGUUUGGCUUUGCACUGCGCGGCGGCCGCGAAUACGCUACCGGAUUCUUCGUAUCCAAAGUUGAUAUAAACUCCGAAGCACAUCUGCAAGGAUUAAAGGUGGGCGAUCAAAUAGUGAGUGUGAAUGGAUACCGGGUGGAGGACGCGGUGCACUCGGAGCUCGCGCACUACCUCACCUCUCAGUCCCGGCUCAAGAUUAAAGUGCGACACGUGGGCAUGAUUCCGGUCAAAGAGAAGGAUCACGAGCCGCUAUCUUGGCAGUUCGUGUCGGAGCGUGGUUCGCUGUCAUCAGCCGCGUCGUCGUCACCCACACUGUGCGACCUCGCCGACCGCCUUGCUGACAUGCGUCUCUCAAUACUGGUACCACCGCGCGCUAAGCUCGGCUGCGGUAUAUGCAAGGGUCCCGACUGGAAGCCUGGUAUCUUCGUUCAGUUCGUAAGGGAAGGUGGUAUAGCGCGAGAAGCAGGUUUGCGGCCCGGUGAUCAAAUUUUGUCCUGCAACGGUCAAGAUUUCGCCAACAUCUCCUUCAAUGAGGCGAUAUCAGCAAUGAAAGUGAGCGGUCGUCUGGAGUUGGUGAUCCGCGAGGGCGCGGGCACGGAGCUGGUGUCUCCGGAGAGCUCGGGCUACAACAGCUCGGCGUCCUCUGUAGGAAACUUUCCCCUAUCAUGA